Messenger RNA from Hymenoscyphus albidus, 1144 nucleotides. The record is from the annotation of a GenBank genome assembly. NCBI's taxonomy places the organism in Eukaryota, Fungi, Ascomycota, Leotiomycetes, Helotiales, Helotiaceae.
CACCAAUUCCUCUAACGAACGAAUCAGGACAACCACAAUGGGCGCACCGAAAUCUCACAAUGAUGCGACACGCGCCGAGCGAAAAGCAAAGAAGCGCAAGCUCGAGGAUGCGAUCCCCGACCUCCCAGGCGAGGAGAUGGACAAUGUACCCUCGACAGACGAAGCGCAAUCCGCGAAAAAGAACAAGAAGCGCAAGCGGGAUGGAGACAAAGAAGGAGAGGAUGACGAGGAGAGAAGCCUACGGAAAAAAGAGAAGAAGGAAAAGAAAUCGAAGAAGGAGAAUGUGAAACCAGAAGUCGACGCUGAAGGAGACAUUGCGAUAUCUGCGAUUGCAGAGGGUGAAGAGGCGCCUAGGAAAUCGAAGAAAGAGAGAAAGGCAGAGAGAAAAGCUAAGGAUGCGGCCGAGCCUAAGGAGCAGGCAAAGAAAGGGGCUGCUACUCCUGCUGUCCCCGCCGAGGGUAUUUCCAAGACCGAAGUCAGCGGAGAGCAGGAAACUACAGCAGCACCAAAAACGGAGAAGAAAUCUAAGAACAAUCGAAAUCGGGAGAAGAAGCGAAAACCACUUGCGAAUGGCGAAGCUGUACCUGCGAAACCUGCAAGAUUUAUUGUCUUCAUCGGUACCUAGCCCUCCUAUGCCCAAAAUCAACUUGCUUUCUAACGAGACUCUCAGGUAAUCUUCCAUUUUCAGCCAGUAAAGAAUCCGUAGCCGCCCACUUUGCCAAAGUAAAGCCCAAAUCAGUCCGAUGUCUCACCCAAAAGGAGGAUCCCACGAAAUGUAAAGGUUGCGCAUUCGUGGAAUUUGAUGGAUACGACCAUAUGAAGACAUGCUUGAAGUUGUUUCAUCAUAGCAUGUUCAAUGACGGUAUCAGUCCUGAGAGGAAGAUAAAUGUUGAAUUGACGUAUGUUUCCCUUUUGACCUCUCUCAAAAAAUGUAUAACUAACAGCAUUCAACAACAGUGCUGGAGGCGGAGGUAAUACCCAAGAUCGCAGAAACAAAAUCCAAGAGAAGAACACAAAGUUAAAUGAGCAGCGGAUAAGAAGGUUGCAAGAAGAGGAGAAGGCAAAGUGGGAGAAGAAGAAGGAUCAACCAGCCGAUGAGAGUGGUAUACAUCCUAGCAGAAGAGGGAUUGUUCCCGGUUCUUGA